AUGGGAUACAUACAUGUUUGCCUAUUGAAUGGUUCAGAGCCUUCAUUGGUCUUAAUCGAUAGUAAUUGUGGGUACAUGCAACUGGUUGAUACAGUUAUAGCUGAGAUUAGAUUGGAUCUCACUGAAGUGGCAGUCACAAUGAAGUAUGUUUUGAAUAGUGAACUACCUCCAAUUGUGAUCAAGAAUGACAAUAAUGUGUUGUCAUACAUGGCGUUGAAAGAUAUGGAACGUGACCCAUCCAAAUAUCCAAUCAUCAUUGAGGUCACGGAAGAAGAUAGCCAACAGAACAAUGGAAUGUUACCAUUUGGUGUGGAACCCAGUGGACCAAAAUUUUCAUUGAUGGAUAUGUCAUCAGAUAUAUGCGGGACGAUAAUAGAACCAUUGUCUGACAACUAUGAGUAUGAGGUCACGGUUGUAUCGGUCACCAGCGCUAGGGACGUAGAGAUGGGAAGGGUUUUUCGUAACAAAGAGAUCAUGAAGCUGAGCUUGUCCCUUUAUGCGAUCCAAAACAUGUUUGAAUAUGUGGUUGUUCGUUCAGAUAAGAAAGACUAUCUUGUCAAGUGUUCAUAUGACGAGUGUGAUCGGAUCUGUAGAGCAUCUAGGGUGGCUAGAACGGAUUUGUUUAAAAUUAGGCAUAUUGUAGAACGUCACAGAUGUGCUUCUAACAUUAUACUUGGUUCUCAUAGGCAAGCAACAAAAGCAAUUGUGUCGCACUGCAUAAAAUGCAAGUACACAUCGUCACGCACUCUGUAUACCCCAAAUGAUAUACGUAAUGACGUGGUGCAUACGUAUGGAGUAUCGUUGAAUUAUGUGAAAGCGUGGAGGUCUCGGGAGGAAACUUUGAAACUGAUUAGGGGUGAUCCAGCAGAUUCUUUUAAUAAUAUACCAAGAUUCUUUGCCAUGUUGCAACAUACAAAUCUUGGAACGGUCACAGAUCUGGAGCUUGAUGGUCACAGUAGGUUCAAAUAUUGCUUCAUGGCGCUAGGCUCAUCAAUUCAAGGUUGGGGACAUUGUAGGCCAGUUGUUGUGGUUGAUGACACGUACUUAAGUGGACACUAUGGUGGGACGUUAUUUACGGCGUGUACACAGGAUGCAAAUAAUAGCAUAUACAUACUUGCUUUCGGGAUUGGAGAUAGUGAGAAUGAUGCCUCGUGGACAUGGUUCUUCGAAAAUUUGAGGAAGGCAUACGACUACAUAGAAGGGUUGUGCUUCGUAUCGGAUCGCCAUAAUAGCAUCAAAAAUGCUAUUGAGAAGGUGUAUCCAGGAACAUGUUAUGGAAUUUGUUCGUAUCAUCUCCUUCAAAAUCUAAAGUCACGUUAUGGAAAAUUGGGUAAAAAUAUAACACAAACAUUUAAUUCAGCUGUUCGUGCCUACACGUUGUCAGAAUACGACUACAACAUACAACAACUCGACACGAUUAAUGGAAAGAUAAAGAGUUACCUGGACGGUGUUGGGCCCGCUAAAUGGUCACGAUUCCACAUGCCAACGAAUCGAUAUUCUACAAUGACAUCGAAUAUAGUAGAGUCGGUUAAUGCGGUCACAAAAUCUGCCAAGAACUAUCCCAUUGUUGCGCGUAUUAAUCAGGCAAUGUUCUCAGCCAGCUGUGCAAAAUUAACUUUUGUUGUUGAUAUAGAAGGACAUACAUGCACGUAUAAGAUGCUUCAAGUUGAUCAACUACCGUGUCCACACGCUCUGGCUGUGAUUGCAAGUGUGAAGAUGGAUCCAUAUGAAUUUUGUUCAUAUUAUUACACGAGAGAAGCAUACAAGAAUACUUACAACGAAACAAUUUUCCCUUUAGGAAAUCCAAAUGAAUGGAUAGUGCCCAAAGACUUUGAGAACAUAGUCGUUUUACCACCUAAUCAAAAGCGAAGUUGCGGAAGGUCUACUAAGAAGAGGUUUAGAUAUGCAGUUGAAGAUAACAUAACUGUCAAAUACGGUCGUUGCGGUGAAAGUGGUCACAAUCGCAGACCUUGUAGCAGUUUGGUUCCAUUAAGUCAGAUUUAA
Messenger RNA from Olea europaea var. sylvestris, 2004 nucleotides. RefSeq lists its product as uncharacterized. The transcript has 3 exons. Bases 1 to 2004 code for a protein of 667 amino acids. The record is from RefSeq and is a predicted model, not a curated record. Lineage: Eukaryota; Viridiplantae; Streptophyta; Magnoliopsida; Lamiales; Oleaceae. Gene Ontology annotation, molecular function: zinc ion binding.